This is a messenger RNA of Aspergillus sclerotioniger CBS 115572, 538 nucleotides long. Its product is annotated as PLAC8 family protein. The transcript is spliced from 3 exons. The record is from RefSeq and is a predicted model, not a curated record. Bases 71 to 409 code for a protein of 112 amino acids. Lineage: Eukaryota; Fungi; Ascomycota; Eurotiomycetes; Eurotiales; Aspergillaceae.
CUUUCUUUCCCCUUCUAAUUCUAUUAAAAGCUUCCUCAGUUAUUUCCGAGAUUUUCAUCCCAAAUCCAAAAUGUCAGAUACACAAAAAGGCUAUCGCUCAUGGCCAAGUAACCUCCCAACCUAUCAUCCGACCAGCUCCGAAGAGGUCCGGAGCGUCACCUACAACAAGAACUGGAAUUACUCUCUUUGCGACUGCUGCUCGCCAGGGUCAUUAUGUCUCACCAGCUGUUGUAUUCCCGGUCUCACCUUCGGUAAAAUGCAAGCUAGACUUCGGAAUCCGACUCUAGAAAAUUACAGUUCUUGUAACGGCGAGUGUGCUAUAUUUACUCUACGGACAUUCACCUGGACCCAAUGGCUUCUUCAAACCAUUCAAAGAGGAAAACUGCGCCAGAAAUACGGCAUCAGGUGAUCCUGUUGUGGUGAUUGUUGCGCGGCCUUCUGGUGUGGGUGUUGUGCACCUACGCAGGAGGAAAAAGAGGUCGAAUUAAGGACGAGGCCGGAGCUGGCGGGGUAUCAGAUGGCGCCGCAGAUGGCUUAC